AUGUCUCUGCCGCUGUACGAGCAAGCCAGUGACCUCACGGCCAUUCCCACUACCGAGUGGGAAUGGUCUGCAAAGGCCUCUGCUGGGCUGUCAAAUGGCUCUGGAAGGAGCGAGGAGGUCGGUGAAAAGGAUACCGCUCCCUCCCAGUGGGGCAUUCAGUUCCUCCCUGGUGAAAUUCGCCAGAUGAUAUACAACUAUGUCUGCCUUCACUACCGCGUGCAGAUCCAGCGUGCUCCCCGGAAGCAGGUCCCACCUGUCCCAAAGGUGGAUGAGGAGACCGGCGAAAUUCUCAUCAUGGUGAAUUGGAAGAACUCAGAAGUCUUCAAGCUUACUCACCGUAAGCUGCCCGCUCGCGUCAAGAGUACCCAGGAAAUUGACGCUGGAGCCCCAUCCGCCUUCGCUCCCCCGCUGAACCUCAUGCUAUCAUGCAGGAGUAUCCACGAUGAGGUCAAGCCUUUCUUGUACAAGCAUACCCAGUUUGUCUUCCAUUCAACCCGGGUUCUCAACCGCUUCCUGAAUUUCACUAGCUCGGAGAUCAAAUCGGUGGUUCACCACAUCGAGGUGACGCACACCAUGUAUAACGACCCCUUUGACCAGGCAAAUAAGAAAUGGAAGACCAAGAGCGACAACGCCUGGAUGAAGACCUGCCUCCGCUUGUGCCUCGAGCUUCCUGCACUGCAGGUUUUCCACCUGGAGCUCGGCGUCUUUGAUAGCGCUGCUGAACUGCGAGUCUGUAAUCCCUGGUUCAACCCCUACCUGGGUCUCUGCUUAUUCCACAAUAUGCAUCACACUCGCUGGCUGGACCUAAACGUGCGCGUCCUCCAGAUCCCCACCGAGGGAAGCCAGUUCAAUGAAUACGUCCACAGCCUCGUGGCAGACAGGUAUGCAGAGGGCGAUCUCGACAGCGAAACCGAGGAAAUCAUGGACGACCUAGGGCUAUACCGGCAACGGCCCGCAGUGUACAAGACAGAGGAUGGUGUGCUCACAAAGCGAGACCUCAGCAUUUCAUGGUUCAACUGA
Messenger RNA from Penicillium canariense, 1020 nucleotides. RefSeq lists its product as uncharacterized. The record is from RefSeq and is a predicted model, not a curated record. Bases 1 to 1020 code for a protein of 339 amino acids. The transcript has a single exon. NCBI's taxonomy places the organism in Eukaryota, Fungi, Ascomycota, Eurotiomycetes, Eurotiales, Aspergillaceae.